Aspergillus japonicus CBS 114.51 is the source of this 1114-nucleotide messenger RNA. RefSeq names its product PRP38 family protein. Bases 87 to 851 code for a protein of 254 amino acids. The record is from RefSeq and is a predicted model, not a curated record. Gene Ontology annotation, cellular component: precatalytic spliceosome. Lineage: Eukaryota; Fungi; Ascomycota; Eurotiomycetes; Eurotiales; Aspergillaceae. The transcript has a single exon.
CUCCUCUUCCCUGACGUCCCCCGCACUCUUUCCCUUUCCCUCUCCCUCUCCCUUCCCCUCAUCUUGACUUCUCCAGAAUCAAAAAGAUGACUCACCGCGCCGACGCAUCCUCCUUCCUCGACAACCGAGGCUACACCGGCCCGCUGAUCCGCGGCGUCAACCCGGCGACGCUCUUCGAGAAGGCGGUCCGCGACCGCAUCACCGACUCCUACUACUGGAAGGAGCAAUGCUUCGGCCUGAACGCGGCCACCCUGUGCGACCGCGCCGUGGAUCUCACCUGCAUUGGCGGUGUGUACGGCGUGGCCGAGAAGCCCACCCCGUUCCUGUGCCUCGCCUUCAAGCUGCUCCAGCUCAACCCGGACCGCGACAUCAUCCUCGAGUAUCUGAACUUCACCGAUCCAGAAACAGAAGAUCCCCCGACCUACAACAACCCCAACAGGAAUAACGGCGGGAAUCACGAUGGGGGUGAUGAUGAUGAUGGAAGCGACGCGGUCGUCAAGGCGCGGGGCGACUUCAAGUACCUCCGCGCGCUGGCGGCGUUCUACGUGCGGCUGACCUUCCCCGCGGCGGACGUCUACAAGACCCUCGAGCCGCUGCUGCUGGAUUACCGGAAGCUGAAGCGCCGGGUGCGCGACUCGUUCACCCUGACGUAUGUGGAUCAGUUUGUCGAUGAGCUGUUGACCAAGGAUCGUGUCUGUGGUACGAGUCUGUGGAAGUUGCCGCCGCGGCAGCAGUUGGAGGAUUUGGAAUUGUUGGACGAGCGGGUGAGUCCGCUGCAGGCGGAGUUGGAGGAGAUGGAGAGGAGUGAUGAUGAGGACGACAAAGAGGAGGGUGAGGAGAAGGAUGAUUGAGGGAGGUCCUCUCUGAUUGCUGUCAUCGAUGGAUGCGCACGAAGGAAAGACUUUACACGCCUGGCUAGCUCUUGCAAGCUAAGUCGGCUGGCAGCCACGUGCGACUCGUAUAGGUCACCAAAUGGGUGCUCCGCGUUUAAGGAAUCCUGGCAAAGCUAGCCUGUGGCCCAGGUGCAUAUCCUGUGUCAGUGGGCAGGAGAUCGGUAUCGACCCUACCCUAAGGCCUGGCCGUGAGGAUCCGAGGGGUGAAACGCAUCGCAAAG